This is a messenger RNA of Vanrija pseudolonga, 998 nucleotides long. RefSeq names its product DnaJ subfamily C member 9 (gene Dnajc9). Gene Ontology annotation, cellular component: nucleus; cytoplasm. Bases 21 to 998 code for a protein of 325 amino acids. The record is from RefSeq and is a predicted model, not a curated record. NCBI's taxonomy places the organism in Eukaryota, Fungi, Basidiomycota, Tremellomycetes, Trichosporonales, Trichosporonaceae. The transcript has 3 exons. Gene Ontology annotation, molecular function: heat shock protein binding.
GCACAACAUCAUCAACAAUCAUGGAGGACACCGACCCCAUCCUCACAUUCUUCUCAGAGGCAGAGGCAGCAAUCGACGACAUCCUCUACACUACCCUCGGCGUCAAGCGCGAGUCUCCAGCAGACGAGAUCCGCAAGGCGUACCGCAAAGCCGCACUCCUUUGCCACCCGGACAAACACUCGCACAAGAGUGAGGAGGAGCGCGCCGCCGCGUCAGUCAAGUUUCAGCGCGUCGGCUUCUCAUGGGCUGUACUAUCAGAUGACAAGCGUCGCAAGCGCUACGAUGCGACUGGCAAGACCGACGAGCUCCAGUUCGGCGACGCCGAGGAGGCCGGCUGGGACGCGUACUUUGACGACCUGUUCGAGCGUGUCGACCGCAAGAUGCUCGAUGACGACAAGGAGAAGUACCAGGGCUCCGAGGACGAGCUCGAGGACCUCCGCGACGCAUACAUCAAGGGCAAGGGCAACUUUGUGACGAUCAUGUCGCACAUCCCGCACUCUGCAUGGGCGGACGAGGCGCGUUUCGUCGUGGCCAUCGAGGCGGAGAUCAAGGCCGGCAACCUGGAACGCACGGCCAAGUGGACUGCGACGAGCACGGACGAGCGCGCGUCCGAGGCGCGGCGGAAGAGCGAGGAGAAGAGCGCCAAGGCGGCAGAAAAGCGCGCAAAGGAGCUGGGCGUGCACGACGAGUUUUACGGCUCGGGGAAGAAGGGCAAGCGUAAUGGCGAGAAGAAGAAGGAGCAGCCCGCCGAGACCGGCCUCGCGGCGCUCAUCCGUGCCCGCCAGGGCUCGCGCACGGUCGGCAUCCAGUCCCUCGAGGCCAAGUACCGCCAGAUCGAGGAGGACGCCAAGGCCCGCAGCAAGAAGCGCAAGGGCAAGGCGGUCGAGGACCCGCCCGACCUCGACGACGAGGCGUUCGCCGCCCUCCAGGCCAAGAUGUUUGGCGACAAGGCCAAGGGCGCCGCCGGCAAGGGGGACAAGAAGCGCAAGACGAAGUGA